This is a messenger RNA of Episyrphus balteatus (marmalade hoverfly), 5275 nucleotides long. RefSeq lists its product as uncharacterized. Gene Ontology annotation, biological process: regulation of transcription by RNA polymerase II. The transcript is spliced from 5 exons. Bases 858 to 4616 code for a protein of 1252 amino acids. Gene Ontology annotation, molecular function: DNA-binding transcription factor activity, RNA polymerase II-specific; RNA polymerase II cis-regulatory region sequence-specific DNA binding. NCBI's taxonomy places the organism in Eukaryota, Metazoa, Arthropoda, Insecta, Diptera, Syrphidae. The record is from RefSeq and is a predicted model, not a curated record.
UGUCCAGUUUCAAAAGUUCAAAAUUCUAGCCAUCUAUUUUAAGAAGAAAUCGGUUAAGAUCCAAAAUCCCAUCUCGGUUUCUUUUUAAUUUCAAACAAAUCAAUUGACAGCUCAUAAAUAGUGUCCCAUAUCAUCGCUCUAACGAUUCAUUCAAUUGAAGUUAAUUUAAAUAUUUUUGAAUAUAAAUAUGACAAAAGUCUCAAAAAAAAAAAACAAACUGACCCCCAUUCACGCAAAUGUCACCCUUAUGUUAACUGCCUAAUUAUAAUGAUGAAGACUUGCCGCCUUGCCAUCAGAAACCCAGCGGUAAACUUUUGAAAGAAUUUUAUAAUCAAUUUGUAUCGUUUUUGUCAAUUAACUUGUAUUUCAAACAUUCUCAUUCUGAUGGGUAACAUCGUGCCGUCCGUCGCCGUCGUCUUUAGUCGUGCCCCAAAGUGUUGUUUCCACUUUAGACAACCCUCAUAAUAAAGCUGACAAAAAAAAAAAGAAUUUCUUCACGCUCGAUUAAGCGUUAACUGUGAACGUGUAACUGUCAUAAUGUCACCCCAAAGGCUCAACAACGUUAGAGGCAAUUGUCAGUUUAAAUAAACGACCAAACAAAAGUAUAUUAUUAUUAAAUUAGCAAAUUAUACCAACUAAUUGGUUAAUUGUUUAAUGAAUUUCCAUUUAACGGAGAUGGCUUUCCCACGAUAUUUACACCAGCCUUUAGAGAAAAAGCUUCCAGUUUCAUGGCUUCUAUAUUUUUAUGAUGCUUUCAUUUCCAGAUUAUGCUACUGCACUCGAGUCGACGACGACGCCAAUGACGCUGACUCCUAUCUAAUCAUCAAUCAUAAAUCAAAUGCUCAGCACACCCAAUCAUGUCGCUGCUGAUCGCUCAACUAAGCUCCGCUGAACGAACACCUCAUCACAUCCUGACGCAGCAUCAUCAUCCAUCAGUGGUUGCCACUGUGGCUACAGCGGCAGCGGCGUCUGUGGGCUACGAUAGCCCACCAUCACCAUCGCCAUCGUCGUCAUCGGCUUCGGCCGUCUCACCUUCAACUACAAGAUCAACAGCAGCAGCAGUGGCAGAGGCAGGUGUUAAUGACCAGCACACUGCUCGCAGCGCUGGCGGCACUCUAAUCGGUGCAGAACAACCUCUCGACUUUACAGUCUCGAAAUUGACUGUUGCCACUUCAAUGGUAACCACUACAACAACAUUAGCCAACAACAACAGCUGCACUAAUAACAAUAAAUUUCUAACCGAUUUGACGUCAUCAUUAUCGCAUGCAGAUACUAUGAGUCGACUUCUAGCUAUGGAUAUGAAGGCGUUCAAGGUCGAUGCGACCGGUGAUGAGGAGGAGUUAAAGGUCGAAGAUGUCACAAGUGGGAAAAAUGAAGAACAUCAAGAACAACAGGCAACAUCAUUGCUUCAAAAGCUACCACCAAUCAAUCCUUGGUGUCCAUUAAUGCUGACACCAUUGACAUCCACCUCAAUGACUUCAUUACUCCCAUCAUCGACAAGGCAUCAUCAUCAUCAUCAUCAUCAACAACAACAGCAGCAACAACAUCACCAUCAUAAUCAUCAUCAUCAUCAACAAAAUCAUCCUGCUUCAUCUAAUCACCAUCAAAUGAGUACGGAAGCCGAAUUCCAACUUACACAUGAAGCAGAUCUCCAGACACAACAAACCAUUGACAUCCGGCAACAGCUACAGUUACAGCUUCACCACCACCAUCAACAACAACAACAACAACAACAAAAUCAACACCAAAUUUCCAAAACAAUGCCAAUUCCCUACGCAACGCACAUUGUCGGCAAUAAUCAAAUCUCAAACCCACCUCCAACCUCAACUUUGACAGCAGCACCGUUUUCAUCGUCUGCAGCAACAACAACAACAAAUCUUUCGGCAUCCCUUAAGGCGGCGGCAACGACCUUUCUAAUUUCUUCUCAUCAGCACCAUCAACAGCAACAACAACAACAACAGCAGGCGAAAUUCCUGUCUAGCGUUAACUAUCCCCACCAUCCCCAUCCUCAUUUACAAAUUACACCACCGAAUUCACCGUUGCCACAUCUCCUUCUGAGUGCUCCCCCGCCUCCCCUUCCACCACCGUCGUCAUCAUCGUCAGCGGGUGGUAAAGCUUUCUACACCACCCGAUUACCAUCGACAACGGUGCGACAGAACUUGGGUUCCACAAUUCCGUCAUUUAACGAACUAAUGUUCCACCAUCAACAGCUACAGCCUGCCACUCAAUAUUCCAAGGACACGUCCUCAUCGUCCUCGUUGGCAAUGGUAAACAGCAGUUCCCGCCACACGCCAUAUUACCACCCACCAAUUCCACCCACCGUCACCCCCUCCACCGGCUCUGUACAAAACUUAAUGACCUUUGCGACAACAACGUCAGACACCAACGACGCCACCACUGUCGGUGGCGGCGUCCUUGCCGCCACAAGCCUGCCACCCACAAUGCUACCUCCAGCCCUAUCAUCAUCAUCAUCCUCUGGGGCCAACAGUGGUCAGGAACAUUUCGGCACGAUGGCAAUGGCCGACGAAGAUGGAGAUGAUGCUGGUUCAAAUGGUGGUGGUGGAAAUAGUGGAGGAGGUGGAGGUCCUCCACUCGUUGUCCCUGAACACGAGAAAAUUAUGUUCGUUUCGCAUUUUCAUGAGAGAGAUCGACUGAUUAGGGAGCACCAAUUCCAACAGCAAAAACAUCGUAUGGAAAUGAAGGGUAGCGGCACGGGUGGUGGUGGCCGUAAACGAGUUCGAGAUCUUCUUAAUUCACAAAAUGACGAAGUUCAUAUUAAGAUUGAAUGCAAUGAAGAUAAUGAAGAUGAAGUUGAAGAUGCCGAAGCUACUGUUAUGAUGGUCUCGCCGGACAGUAAACACAGUCGAAUUGGUUUUAUCGGUGGCGAUGAUGGUUGUGGAGAUAUGGCCGCACAUGUAGAUGAAGCUACUACAUAUUCCCAUGUGAAUCAUAUGAAUUUUAGUACUGUUCCGAUUAAAGACAGUGGUGGAGGAGGAGCGGAACUGGUUAAAGAUAUUAAUCGAAUGUCAAAAACACCAUCACCGUUACCAUCGAUAUCAGGUUGUGCCGAAAGCUGUGAUGAGUUAAGUGACAGAGAAAGAUCACCAUCGCCAAAAAAUCUUAGCAAAAAGAAUUUAUUAGUCGAAGGUGUACUCAAUUUAGCUCAGUCGAGAGGUUCGCCAUCACCGAAAAGACUUAGAACACCAAAACGGUCUCCAUCGGUGCAUCAACGUUCCCCAUCAGUUCAUCGCUCACCAACAACUCAUCGGUCUUCUACUCCUCAAAAUUCUCUACCUCCACCACCUCCACCGCAGGGGCUUCAGCCACCUUGCCAAAGUCCAAAUAGCCAUCAGAAUAUCCAAGCAACACUGGCGGCUCUUCAGAACCCCCUUGGGCCUUUGCUGCUUCAGAACCAAUUUGGUCUAGCAGCUGCCCUUAACCCACAAGAUAUUCAGCAAGCUUUUCAAGCUCAAAUUCAGGGGUAUAUUGAGAUGAUGCGUACAGUUGCACCUGAGAGUAAUCUCAACACUCCAGCUGCAUCACAGUUCCUAUUACAAAACUCCCUCCAAGCAAUGGCUCAGGCCGCCCAACAACAGUUCCAUGCCUUGCAAAGACAGCAACAACAACAACAAAGUCAGCAUCAAUACCAACAGCAACUUCCUCAGCAGCAUUCAACGCCCCAGGGUAAAAUGAGCAACUAUGCCUCAGUCCCUUUGCCCAAGUCUCCACUGCGAAGUCCAUCUCUCAGUCCAGUUAGUCGACAUACAACACCAAUGUCCAAGACUCAAACCACUUCUCAUACGACGCCACCAAACUCGGCGGGCCUGAACAUGGGUUCGGGGCUUCUUACCCCAAACACCCCCGGUAUGAGUAGCUUUGCCCCUCAAACCUCGAAACACAUGAGUUCCUCAUCAUCCUUAUCGAUUUCUGUCAACACUCCGCGAAUGCUUGAUCAGUCUCCCGAAGAAACCACCGAUCUUGAGGAACUCGAACAAUUCGCCAAGACCUUCAAACAAAGACGCAUCAAACUGGGCUUCACCCAAGGUGAUGUCGGUUUAGCAAUGGGCAAACUCUAUGGCAAUGAUUUCUCUCAAACAACCAUAUCCCGUUUUGAGGCACUAAAUUUGAGCUUUAAAAACAUGUGCAAGCUCAAGCCACUGCUGCAAAAGUGGCUCGAGGAUGCAGAUACCAGUAUUUCAAAACCUGGAGGGAUCUUUGGACUAAGUGCUUUACAGAACCCUCUAACAACGCCCGAGAAUAUGGGUCGACGACGUAAGAAGCGGACUUCGAUAGAAACUAAUGUUCGUGGUGCCCUCGAGAAAGCUUUCAUGAUCAACUGCAAACCUACUAGUGAAGAAAUAUCCAAUCUCGCAGACUCUUUGUGCAUGGAAAAGGAGGUGGUGCGAGUGUGGUUUUGCAAUCGGCGACAAAAAGAAAAGCGUAUCAAUCCUGCUUUAGAUAUGGAUAGUCCGACUGGAACACCAGUUAGCAGUCAUGGCAAUAUGUAUGGUCUUCCGUCGUCGCUAAGUCGAACUCCUUUGAAUGGCUUGGAUAGUAGUUCGAUGGGUAGUCUUUCACCGCACUAUCAACAGAUGCCGGUCAUCAAGCAUGAAUGACAGUCAAUCAAUGGUUGGUAUCCAUCGUCCAAUCAAGUCGGAUUCGAUUUUAUGACAUCAGGUAGUGAAAGUUUCCUCGAAUAGUUCGAUGUUCUUAUUUGUUGUGAGUUUGUUUUUUCGUCUGGCGCCCAACUCAGGCCCAAAUCAUUCUAUGUACAAAGAUAAACUUAUCAGCCUAGCUCCUUUACACAUUUGGAGUUAAGGCCGAAACUAUGUAUUUAAACAAAAAAUAUCCUUUUAAUUGUUGUAAAUGUGUUAACUAAGUAGCCGUACUUUUAAACAUUCCAUUGUGAGUCCAUAUCAUUAAUAGUUUUACACUGUAAAAUAGUAAAAUAGAAAAAAAACGUAAAAUUAACUUUAAAGAUAUGUCCAUUUUUACCAAAUAAAUAAAUUACAAAUAAUAAUUAUAAAUUAAUACGAAAAUUAAAAAAAAAAAAUAAUAUUUAUCGAAUUUAUUAGUAGAAGAAUGAUUAUAAAUAAAUAAAUAAAUAAAUAAGCUUAAAAUGUUAUACCAGUUUGAGUAUUGUAAAGAAAAUUGUAAGUAAAUAUUAUGUAAACUUAGUUUUUAAGGAUGUACAUUUAAAAAAUAAAACAAACAGGAAAACUGUCAAUCAAACUGUAAAAUUGACAAAUAUUACAGAUUGACGUUUGUGUAUCAA